UUUUCAUUUCUGGGUGCAAGAGGCACUCGAAAUUUGCAUAUUUGUCGCCUUGCUCCAGUCUCAGUAUCCUAAACCACCAUCAAUGGCUGAAACUCAAACCCCAAAACCCUAGUUUCCCCGAAGUUUCAAGCAGUUUUCUGCAAUUUCAUGGCGUCCGAAGCAAGUGGCCUUGAAAGAUCCCAUCUUUGAAGGCAGAUCUACUCAGUUGUUUGCAGUUGAGGAUUCCUUUCUGUGACAAUGGGAAAUUCGUCAGAUGACAGUUUGGAAGAGGACAUAAGUGAAUCUGAAAUAGAAGAGUAUGAAGAUAAAUCCUACGAGGAAUUGAAGAAUGGAAAUCACCAUGUUAAAACCUCUGGUGAAAGUUUUUCUUGCCCUUAUUGCUCGAAGAAGAAAAAGCGAGAUUAUUUAUAUAAGGAACUCCUCCAGCAUGCGAUUGGAGUGGGAAAGUCUAGUUCUGAAAAGAGAAGCAUGAAAGAUAAGGCAAAUCAUCUGGCAUUGGCAAAAUACUUGGAGAAGGAUAUUAUGGAUGUAGAUGGCCCAUCAGGUGGCCCAUCAAAACCUAAGUCUGAGGCUCCUUUGGGUUGUGAUCAUGAUGAAAUGUUCGUGUGGCCUUGGACAGGAGUCGUGGUUAACAUUCCAACUGAGUUGAGGGAUGGGCGAUAUAUAGGAGGAAGUGGUUCCAAGCUGAGAGAUGAAUUAACAGCUAGAGGGUUCAACCCCAUAAGAGUUCAUCCACUAUGGAACUAUCGAGGUCAUUCUGGAUGUGCUGCUGUGGAAUUCAAUAAAGAUUGGCCUGGGUUACAUAAUGCAAUGUCCUUUGAGAAGGAAUAUGAGGCAGAUCAUCAUGGGAAGAAGGAUUGGAUUGCAAGUAAUGGUCGAGGAUCUGGUCUUUAUGCUUGGGUUGCCCGUGCUGAUGAUUACAAAGCAGCAAGUAUCAUUGGAGAACACCUUCGCAAGAUUGGAGAUCUUAAGACCAUUUCUGAUAUCAUGGCUGAAGAAGCUCGGAAACAAAGUAAGCUUGUAUCUAACCUGACAAAUGUGAUUGAAGUCAAGAACAAGCACUUAGAAGAGAUGAAGCGUAUAGUCAGUGAAGCUUCGGUCUCCCUUAAUAAUUUAAUUGAGGAGAAAGAUAAGCUCCAUCAAGCUUAUAACGAAGAGAUAAGAAAGAUACAGACGAGUGCAAGGGAUCAUUUCCAGAAAAUUUUUAAUGAUCAUGAAAAGCUUAAGUUACAACUGGAAUCUCAUAAGAGAGAGCUAGAUUUGCGUGGGAGAGAGUUGGAAAAACGCGAGGCUCAUAAUGAAAAUGAAAGGAAAAAGCUCUGUGAAGAGAUUGAAAAGAAUGUUAUGAAAAAUAGUUCUCUUCAAUUGGCAGCCGUGGAACAACAGAAAGCUGACGAAAAAGUAUAUAAACUAGCAGAAGAUCAGAAGAAGCAAAAGGAGAAUCUUCAUAGAAGAAUUAUUCAACUAGAAAAACAGCUGGAUGCAAAACAAGCAUUGGAGUUGGAAAUUGAGCGACUAAGGGGGACAUUAAAUGUCAUGAAACACAUGGGUGAUGAUGGUGAUAUGGAAAUUCUGAAAAAGAUGGACUCAAUGCUUAAAGUUUUGAGAGAAAAGGAAGGAGAACUUGAAGAUUUAGAAGCAUUGAACCAGACUCUAAUAGUGAAGGAACGUAAAAGCAAUGAUGAGCUGCAGGAAGCUCGUAAAGAAUUAAUAAGUGGCUUGAAAGAAAUGUCAGGUCGUGCUCACAUCGGUGUUAAGAGAAUGGGAGAGCUUGAUAAUAAACCAUUCCAUGAAGCAUGCAAGAGAAAAUAUGGUGUGGCUGAACCAGAGGAGAGAGCUUUGGAGCUGUGCUCCUUGUGGGAGGAAUACCUUAGAGAUUCUGAAUGGCAUCCUUUUAAAGUUGUUGAGAUUGAAGGGAAACAUCAGGGGGUGAUAGAUGAUAAUGAUGAAAAGUUGAGAAGCGUAAGAGAUGAGUUGGGUGAUGAAGUGUACACGGCUGUGAGAACAGCUUUGAUAGAAAUAAAUGAAUACAAUCCUAGUGGGAGGUAUAUAAUCUCAGAGUUGUGGAACUAUGGAGAAGGAAGGAAGGCCACAUUGCAAGAGGGAGUUGCAUUUAUACUGAGGAAGUGGAAAACUUACAGAGACAAGAGAGGGAUAUAUUUGUAUCUCACUGGGUUGGCAAAAGCCCCUGUUUUUGGUUCCGGUUCGGGCCAAAAUGGGCAUGAAUUUGAGGCUUGCCAGGGUCUGUUCUUGUAUCAUCCUCUUCAUUGUGGUUUGCUGCGUCUUGAAUCCACUGAAGGAGGGGCUCUGCAAACUCUGAAGCCAUUUUUGAACGAGGGCCAUGGAGAUGGAGGAUAUGACACUGAAAUUCGCUUUUGCAAAGCUGGCUCCCAGGAUGAUGGGGCCCUUGUACUAUUUUCAGUCUUCCCCCUGACACAUGGCAUGCUCUACUUGUGCCAUUUGAGUCUCGGCGGUUCCUUUCCUGAUAUGCACCCACCAUCAUUUUCUCUAUCGAAUUCUUUGAAAUCUGCAAGAAGUCAAGCAGAAAUGAGUUCAAACAACUCACAUUGCGGUGAGCCGGGCAGAUACCUCAAUGAACCCACGAGGAAAUGCAUCCACAAAGAGGAGCUAAAGAAGCAACAUGAACUUGUUAUGUUCUUUUCAAAGGAGAUAGAUUACAAAAAUCAAAGGUUGUUGGAAAUGGAGCACAAGUAUAAUAAAACUGCUGCAACUCUUCAGAGACUUUUUGUGAAUCUCUCUGAAGACAUCAAUUCCAGAAACCAAAGGCUGCUAGAAAUGGAGCAUCUAUAUGAUCAGGCCUCUGCAAAUGUCAAAAGUGUGGUGGAGGAGAAACGUUUGCUGCAUGAUGCAUACACUGAAGAAAUGGAGAAGUUGCAGUUAGAAAAUGCAAAGCUUAAGCAUGAGAUGGAACAUCAAAACAGAGUGUUCCAGCAACGGGCAGAAGAGUUGGACCAAGAGUGGAGAACUUUUAUGGCUGAGAAAAAAAAGUUGACAGAUCAAAACCCAAUGAUGAGUGAAUUGAAGGAUCAGUGCAUUGCUCUUAAGAAAGAAUUGGAGGAAAAGACAGAUGACCUACAACACAUGCAAAGCAUUAAUGAGGCUUUGAUAGUUAAAGAGCAGAUGAGUAACCGGGAAUUGCAAAAUGCCCGUAAAGAAUUGAUAAGUGGUUUGUACGAUAUGCAAAAUAGCAGAUCGUUGCUCGGAGUUAAAAAAAUGGGGGAGGUUGAUAUGAAACCUUUUCACGAUGCAUGCUCAAAGAAGUUCCCCAACAGAGAUUUGCCCAUUAUAUAUACUACAAUGUGCUCAACAUGGCAGCAUAGAGUAAAGGAUUCUUCCUGGCAUCCGUUUAAGAUCAUCAAUGGAAGUCUACAGAUCGAUGAAGAUGAUGGUGAGCUGAAAGAGUUGAGAAACGAUUUAGGUGAAGCAGCAUACAAGGCGGUUACCAAAGCACUGUUGGAAUUGGAAGAGUACAAUCCAAGUGGGAGAUAUGAAGUUCCUGAACUUUGGAACUACAAGGAGGGAAAGAAAGCUAGUUUGGUAGAGACCAUUGAGUACGUAAUCAAGCAAUGGAAGACUCAAAAGGGUAAAAGAAAGCGUUAACUUCAGCAUCUCCGAUUGGUUACAUUUAUAUGUUUUCAGACUAAAAUGAUGCAUGGAUAACAAUGAUGAAGAGAGCUACACAGAGACUUGGGUUCUUUUGAUGAUGGU
This is a messenger RNA of Vitis riparia (riverbank grape), 3729 nucleotides long. RefSeq names its product protein INVOLVED IN DE NOVO 2-like. Bases 238 to 3621 code for a protein of 1127 amino acids. The record is from RefSeq and is a predicted model, not a curated record. Gene Ontology annotation, biological process: gene silencing by siRNA-directed DNA methylation. The transcript has 16 exons. Lineage: Eukaryota; Viridiplantae; Streptophyta; Magnoliopsida; Vitales; Vitaceae.